Drosophila willistoni is the source of this 764-nucleotide messenger RNA. RefSeq lists its product as uncharacterized. The record is from RefSeq and is a predicted model, not a curated record. Lineage: Eukaryota; Metazoa; Arthropoda; Insecta; Diptera; Drosophilidae. Bases 77 to 721 code for a protein of 214 amino acids. The transcript has 2 exons.
UUAUACUGGUUUUUUAUUUGAUGUCUAUAAUCUACACUUUUGUAAUUUUGUGCGAUUCUUCGGCUUAAAAUAACUAAUGGAUUCUGAUCCUGAGGAACAGAAUGGCGAUGAUAAAGUUUGGUCUCCAAAGGCUAUCAAAUUACUGGUGUCCUUGUAUUUGAAGAACAAGGAUAAUUUCCGCAAUCCAAGCAUCCGAAAGAAAGUCACCUGGCUGUCCAUACUCGAUGAGAUGAAACGUAAUGGCAUUAAGGGUCACACAGUUAUCAGUAUAGAUCGGAAAUUUCGAAAUCUGAAGAAGACAUUCUUUGCCAUACGAAAGAAGAAAUUGGAUCAAGUAAUGACCACGAUCAGAUGGCAGUAUUAUGAUGAAAUGGAAAAGAUAUUCAUCCAUAAUGAUACAGAUAUACUACAGAAUGAAGAUAAUCCUCAUCCUCCAGUAUGCAGUAUUUUUGAUAUCAUCAAAGAGGAGGGCAUGUUCUAUAAUGAAGACGACUCCAAUCAUUCAAAUCCAGGCUCUGUACUUAAUGCCAUUGAAUCAUAUUCGAGUUCCCAAGAAUCCCCUAGGAAAAGUAACUUUAAGGACAAAAGGACCUCACAGUGUAAAAUUGAAGAAUUGCAUGGAAUACGAGUGGCUCUCGAGCGAUCGAAUGAGAUUCAACAAGAAAGAAAUCAGCUUAUUCGCACUUGCAUUGAACAUAUGAUUAAAAAGAACAAGAUUUAAUUAGUCAAGUCUCAAUAUUAACAUUAUUAUCUUCCAUCGCAUA